CCCAUCACCCCCUCCCCCAAUUCUCCAUCCCCUUCCCUCCUGGUCCCGGAGGACCCCGUCCUAGCCCGACCUGUUUGGGCCUGCUGCCCACGCGAAGCCGUCGGGGCCACUUCCCGCUCAUGUGGGCCCCCGAGGGCUGCCCACGCCAGUCCCCCAGCUCCCGGUUCCGCUGGGCUUUCCUUUCGCUGGGGGUGGCUUUCUGAGCCACCCACUCCGUGCCGGUCUCUGCUGCCUCUCCUGCCGCUCGGGGCCCCCGUUCCCCCUCCCGGCGGCGGGGGGCUGCCCCCGGGGGGCUGGCGGAGCUGGGCCGCGGGGGCCCCGGGGCCGGCGGUGCCGGGGUCAUCGGGAUGAUGCGGACACAGUGUCUGCUGGGGCUGCGCACGUUCGUGGCCUUCGCCGCCAAGCUCUGGAGCUUCUUUAUUUACCUUUUGCGGAGGCAGAUCCGCACGGUGAUUCAGUAUCAAACUGUUCGAUAUGAUAUUCUUCCCCUGUCGCCUUUGUCCCGCAACCGCCUAGCCCAGGUGAAGAAGAAGAUCCUGGUGUUGGAUCUGGACGAGACACUUAUUCACUCUCACCAUGACGGGGUCCUGAGGCCUACAGUGAGGCCUGGAACACCUCCUGACUUCAUCCUCAAGGUGGUAAUAGACAAACAUCCUGUCCGUUUUUUUGUACAUAAGAGACCCCAUGUGGAUUUCUUCUUAGAAGUGGUAAGCCAGUGGUAUGAGCUGGUGGUGUUCACAGCGAGCAUGGAAAUCUACGGCUCUGCGGUGGCAGACAAGCUGGACAAUAGCAGAAGCAUCCUCAAGAGGAGAUACUACAGACAGCACUGCACUUUGGAGUUGGGCAGCUACAUCAAAGACCUCUCUGUGGUCCACAGUGACCUUUCCAGCAUUGUGAUCCUGGAUAAUUCCCCUGGGGCUUACAGGAGCCACCCAGACAAUGCCAUCCCCAUCAAGUCCUGGUUCAGUGACCCCAGUGACACGGCCCUUCUCAACCUUCUCCCAAUGCUGGACGCCCUCAGGUUCACUGCUGAUGUCCGGUCCGUGCUGAGCCGAAACCUUCACCAACAUAGGCUCUGGUGACAGCUGCUCCCCCUCCACCUGAGUUAGGGUGGGGGGGAAGGGAGGGAGAACUCUCGGGGUGCCGUCUGUUGCCCUGCCAUCGUGAGGACUGUCUGGGCAGAGUCUGCUCCUCCCAUCCUCUCCGCCCUGGGGCCCUGCGCUCCAUGGAGUAUGGAUGGACACUCGGGCCAGACUGUGAAGCAGCCUCUCUCUUCCUGGUCACACUCCAUGGAAAUGCCAGACUGUGACAGGCAAAGGCCUUGGAGAGGCAGGACUGGCCAGAGUGACAGACAUAUCCCAGAGGCUCAAAAGAAGCCACGUCAACUUUGUUGUGAUUUGAUUUUUUAAAAACUCUUGUACAAAACUGAUCUAAUUCUUCACUCCUGCUCAAGGGCUGGGCUGUGGGUGGGAGACUGGGAUUUCGGGCCACUGGAUAGGAUCGGCCUCAAACUUGUCCUUCCCUGACUUUUCCUCAUUUUUUCUUUUCCCAAUCCCCUGAUACCUGUAACCAAGUCCUCUCUUCUUUUAAACCAUGCAUUAUAACUUUGAACCACAGCUGCCCGAGGUCCUUCUCUGAUGUUUUUGGAAGUGGAGGGAACUUUGUUGACGUCUGCCCUGCCCGUGAAGAGGGGCAAAUGCUGUUUGGAGUUGGGGGGAAGUGGGAUUCAGUACAGGGGUAAAGUAGUUUACA
Molecule: messenger RNA, 1752 nt
Organism: Acomys russatus (golden spiny mouse)
Lineage: Eukaryota; Metazoa; Chordata; Mammalia; Rodentia; Muridae
Gene: Ctdnep1
Product: CTD nuclear envelope phosphatase 1
Exons: 8
Coding region: 348-1082 (244 amino acids)
Molecular function (GO): protein serine/threonine phosphatase activity
Source: RefSeq, a predicted model, not a curated record